Molecule: messenger RNA, 1242 nt
Organism: Aaosphaeria arxii CBS 175.79
Lineage: Eukaryota; Fungi; Ascomycota; Dothideomycetes; Pleosporales
Exons: 4
Coding region: 1-1242 (413 amino acids)
Source: RefSeq, a predicted model, not a curated record
AUGGGUUGCGACCGAAGCCAUCGCAGCAUUCCCCCAAUGGGCUUUGAAGAUUCCAUGCAGGUUGUCAACUAUUCGCCUCCUCCGAAUACAUCGUCGUCUUUUAGAGUGACCCAGUGGGUUGAUCAGCCGUACUAUCGAGGCACCUUCGACAUAUUAUGGACCAGCCUCGUUACCAUUGGCAUAUCUACAUACACGAUGCUGUGCCUUAACGUACCGGCACCCGAUGAAGGUUACCUACGUCUUGUUAGUCGCAGGCUACUAUGGAUGUUUCUGGGGAUAAUAGGACCAGAGUUCCCUUUGAUAUACGCCGCCGGCCAAUGGAGCCGGGCAAAGCAUUCGGUGGCAGCAUUCAAGGCGUCAGGGUACCCUGAUUGGCAUCUGAGGCAAGCAUUUUUCGCCGAUAUGGGCGGAUUCAUGUUCCAUGCCAGAGACGGCAAGCCUUUUCCUCUCAACGCCACCCAGCUACAUUGGCUCGUUACGAACAACUUCGUCGAGUAUCCGUCCAUUACAAAGAGAGAGGUGUGGGACAAGUCAAAACAGGACACUUUCACGAAAGUUGUUACUGCGUUCCAGGUCGGAUACUUGAUUAUUCAAUGCAUCGCGCGCGCCGUACAGAAUCUCGCUAUAACGACGUUGGAGCUUAACGCCGUGGCUAUCGUUACCCCGAUGCACAUAUACUCAACGUACAAUCUUCAAGACAUAAAUCUAGGGCGGGCGUGGAAACUGACUCCACUGGAUUUCAUUGAUGAAAACGGCCCGGGUUAUUCGGUGAACAUACAGCCAUUCAUGAAGAUGCCAGUAAUUCCGGCAGAACGCCCAAUUCAGCGGAUCCCGAAUGACAGGUUUCCUACAGAUCCGUACGGCUCACAAGAAUAUCUGCUAUGCUUUGCUACGUUGGUUUUUACGGCUAUACAUGUCGCUGGAUGGAACUUUGAUUUCCCAUCGCCCACCGAACACCUUCUAUGGCGCAUAAGUUCAUUGUUACUUUUCGGGAUCACUGUCGCAUUCUGGGAGAAAGCAGACGAGCACAAAAGGCGCAUGUCGCAGAGACAGAUGACUAUGGUGAAGCGGCAGCUGACAAACAUACCCCAAGUGUGGGAGUUUGUGACAAUAACUCCACUGGCGAUUGUGUAUGGUGUCGCGAGAAUCUAUCUACUGGCAGGGGCAUUUGUGGAGUUGAGGAAUGUGAAAGGCAGUGCGUACGUGAAUGUUGAAUGGACUAACUUCAUCCCUCAUGUAUGA